AUGAAUACAAUUGAAGUUGAAGAAGGUUGGAAUAAUGCAGCCAUUGAAACUGGUGUAUGGCAUGGAAAUCAAGAAAAUGAAAGAGAAAAUAUUACACAAGUUAUUUUGAUAGGUGAUACUCUUCCAAAUACAAAGAAUGAAGAAAAUGAGAAAAGAAACUACUAUGGAGAAAAAUAUUGGAAAGGAACUAAAUUUGCACGACCGACCUAUUAUAAAGAUGAGUUAGAAAAAUUGAAAGCACAUAGAAUUCCAGUACAUGCUUUUUUUAUUGAACAACGAGCUGAAGCAGUUUUUAAACAGAUUGUCAAUGAAACAGGUGGACGUUGUGAUAUGUUAGACAUAAAUUCUUCAUCAAGUUCACAAAUGUUAACAGAUCUAGUAACUGAAGAAAUUCUUAGAAAUGUCAGAAGAUCUACAAAAGGAAAUGCUCUUGUUGAAGCUUACUGA
Rotaria sp. Silwood1 is the source of this 447-nucleotide messenger RNA. NCBI's taxonomy places the organism in Eukaryota, Metazoa, Rotifera, Eurotatoria, Philodinida, Philodinidae. The record is from the annotation of a GenBank genome assembly.